AUGGCUUUGAAGCGCAGAGAUGUGAUCAUCGCAAGCAUCGUCGCCUUCAUCGCCUGGGGCUAUGUCGUGAGCUGGUUCGGCGCUCUUCGCUGGGCGGGCUACGCCUUUGGCGGCGGCCUGCUCGUCGGCCUCUUUGCACUUCUCGGCGCUCUGAUUCUUUUUGCUCGCAACCCAGACGACCGUCGACCGCGCCCGAGGGCUGCCCUCUUCCUAGCCCCCCAGCGCUGGCGCGACGAGGUCGCCGCGCUGCGCAAACGCCAGGCAUACGAGCGUCCCUCGCUGGACCUACCGUCGCAGCGUGUGGCCAUGGCCGUCGAUAAUCUGCUCGAUUUGGUUCUUCGCGACUUUGUGCAAGUCUGGUACACCAAUAUCAGCCCGAAUUCCGAAUUUCCCGACGAGGUCGACCGCGCGAUUCGCCUGGCUAUCAUAAGCUUGCUUGACUGCCUUCGCGACAAGGACAUCGUCGAACUUUCGAUAAGCAGGGUCGUACCGAUACUGACUGCGCAUUUCCGGGAUUUCUACGAAGCAGAACGAUCUAUUCGAGGUAAAAAAUUAAAUAAAUCAGUUACCGAGUCAGAAGAGCUGGAUCUUGCUAUUGCCGCCAAGUAUAACAAAGGCAAACUUCACCCCGCAGCGUCCCUGUCUUUUCCCGACAUGAAAAUAGUUCAGCAGGAUUACCUUAGGGGAUUGAUAGCUCGAGUCUUGCCCAAAGUUAUGCCUCGACACAUGUUGUCAAGCCGGGCCGUUUCCAUCAUUGUCAAGGAGAUCGUCAGCUGCGCUGUUCUUUCACCUGUUAUGCAACUUCUUUCGGAGCCAGACACUUGGAAUCAGAUCAUGGAAAACAUGGGUCGCUCGAUGCUACAGGAUCGAUCGACAGUCCGCAAAUUGAGGGCCGCGCUUGACCAGCAUGCUUCGCCAGCUCCUCGAGCAGUCAAGACUUCUGUAACUCCCCGCAUAUCAUCAGGUGACAGCGAACGCAAAUUCGAAAAGUUUAUUCGCGCCAUUAGGAAAGUCAGCAAUCUGUCAGAUGCCCGACGCUUCAGAAACGAGGUCGCCAGCCAGCUCAAGCGAGACUCACUGGAGGAGAAUCCUGAUCAAGUGUACCUGCGCCGGCUAGAGAUGGGAAAGAGACUGUUGGAUCAGAGAGUGGCCCAUUUAGCAGCGGGAGGAGAUAGAUCUGGUCACACGUCUGCUCCAACUGCACAAAGAAUAAUCAAGUCGACUUCCACAUCUCGACUCGAGAACGCUGGACUGGUCGAGCUUUUGCGAGAUUCAUCUGGUCUUUCUUAUUUCAUGGAAUUCAUGGACCGACAAAAGAUGAUGACUCUCGUACAGUUUUGGCUGGUGGUGGAUGGUAUUCGGAAUCCGCUCGAGGAUGAUGGACCCGACAAUGAAGCGCUACCCUCCAAUUUGCCCAUGUGGACAAAUUCGGACUGGCUGGACGUGCGUCAGAUCCAACAGGCAUACAUGUCCAAGUCAGAACUCAACGUCCCCGAGUCGUCACAGAUCAACGUCAAAGAGUUCUUGCAGGCAGGCAAGGCCGCCACACCAGCACAAUACUUCAAGGCCCGCAGAUCGAUAUUGCAAGUACAAAGCAUGGCUUUGGAAACUAUGAAGAACCAGUAUUUUCAGGCGUUCAAAAAGUCAGACCUUUACUACAAGUGCUUGGCCUCGCAAGAAACCAGCAGUAUUACUCAGUCAGCACCAAUGGCCUUGUCAGCAUCUGAUACGGGCACACCGCACCAGGCAAACGGACGCUCAAAUGGCAAAACAUCCAAACCAAAAUCGCUAGCGCGCUUGAACCUGAUUGCACGAAGAGUCGGUUCAUCGACAGAUCUCGCUUCUAAUGGCGGCGAAAGUGAUGCCAUGGAUCCGCUUGCUGCUACCAGAAGAUCAUUGGAUGAGGAUACCAACAAUCCCAUUUACUACGACGACGAGAUAGAGCAUGACAAUAUGGCCGACUCUAUCCCUAAUCUUGAGCAAGAUGAUUCCCAACAACACAAACCUGAUACGCAGGCAGUUCAGGCUGUUGAAAAGGCCCUGAAUAACAUCAUGGAGGAUGAACGUCCGCAGACAGCCGCAGAUCUGCGAGCCUCGCUCUUUACGAGUGAUGAAACCAUUGGCGGAAGUAACUCUGGAGGCCUCUUUGGAGAUGAAGAGGACUCAAACCGCGGGUCGAUUGAUGUUGGUCGGCCCACCGCUGGAGGAGGGGAAAAGCCGAGCCUAUCAUCUUUGGGCCUGGUGAGCGCAGCCUCACGAAUAGGUGUCUUCGUUGACGACGAUCUAUUUGCAGAUGAAGACAAGCACUUAUCGGACGAAAGAGACGACGUGAACGAUGACGACAUUGACGACGAAGAUGAGGUCCAUGCUGCCGCGCCAGGGGAUCUUGGCCUUGCCGAGGCUAUCACAGUACUGACCAAUGACAUCGAUCGACUAAUGGCACAAGAAGCCAUCUUGGAAUCUCUGACGAGAAAAGCAGAAUUAACAAACAACACUGCUGAGUUACGGAUCCUGUCAAAAUCAAAAGCCAGUCUGCAUAGAGAAGUGAGGCGCAAAGAGCUUCAGCGUCAGCAGUACGUGGUGCAGGAGAGUGACAACAGUCUGUACGGGCGAUCCACUGUCAGCAUCAAGUCCAUUCAAGUCGGGCGUGAAGAUGACGGGAGGGAAUUUGCGCUGUACGUUAUCGAAGUGCAGCGUGAUGCGGGAGAGCAAAUGCCUGCUGCCUCGUGGGUCGUCGCAAGACGGUACAGCGAGUUUCACGACCUCCAUCAAAAGCUGCGCUCUAGGUACCCCUCGGUGCGGAAUCUUGAUUUUCCUGGCAGAAGAGUGGUGAUGAAAUUUCAGAGCGAAUUUUUACGCAAAAGGCGGGUUGCACUGGAAAAGUUUCUGCAAGAGCUCCUGCUGUUGCCGGAUGUUUGCCGAAGCCGCGAGUUGCGUGCCUUUCUGUCCGAGAGUGCCAUUACGCAAGGGGAGAACCUCCUUGACCGGGAGGAUAGAAAGGACAUUGUGAGCCGACUGUACGAUUCCGUGACGGAUGGCAUGGAGGACAUCCUGGGUAAUAUUCCAGUGCUGGAUCAGAUUUCAAAUGCUGGCCAAAACCUGAUUACAGCUGCGACGAACCAACUCAACUCGGCACCGCUGCAUGCCGACGAAGAGUCGUUUCCGGCAGCAGAGGCAGAAGCAGAGCUGAACGCCUUUGAGAGCAAGGAGCUGGAACCGUUUAUCAAGCCCAUUUGCGACAUCUUUUUGGAAGUAUUUGAGCUCAACCGUGGCAACAAUUGGCUACGAGGCAGGGCGGUGGUGGUGGUGCUUCAGCAGCUGCUGGGGGGCACCAUUGAACGCAAAGUACGGGACACGUUCAAGAUGCUGGCUCAAGAGGAGCCGCUUUUACGAUACAUUGGUCUGGUUCGAGACAAUAUGUGGCCCCAAGGACAGCUGGCACGAGACAAGAAGCCACGAAGCGCAGCGGAAAAGAGAAAGACGCGUACGGAGGCGAGCCUGAUGCUGGCGACGCUGGUGCCCGACCUGGCCGGCAGUGUGGUUGGGCGCGUGAAUGCGCAGGCAGCAAGCCGACGUUUGUUUGCUACUUUUAACAACUCGAGACUCAAGCAAGUACAUUAA
Messenger RNA from Beauveria bassiana ARSEF 2860, 3621 nucleotides. Its product is annotated as intermediate filament protein MDM1. Lineage: Eukaryota; Fungi; Ascomycota; Sordariomycetes; Hypocreales; Cordycipitaceae. Gene Ontology annotation, molecular function: phosphatidylinositol binding. Gene Ontology annotation, cellular component: intracellular membrane-bounded organelle. Bases 1 to 3621 code for a protein of 1206 amino acids. The record is from RefSeq and is a predicted model, not a curated record. The transcript has a single exon.